AUGGAAUCCGAGAAGAAGCGCCGUGCGAGCAAACCUAAAGUCAAAACAGGCUGUCGGACAUGCAAGAUUCGUCGAGUCAAAUGCGACGAGGGUCGACCGGCUUGCAAGAGAUGCGUAUCAACUGGCCGAGUCUGCGAUGGCUAUGGGGUUUGGAGUGAAGCGAAAAAGCCCACCGUCGACGGCAAUACUGGCGCACCAAGAGCCUUCCAGAGUCUGCUGUCUAGUUACAAUGCACCGGUCCCAAUUCCUCAUGCCGCAUGUGCUGAGCGGAAAUAUGUGGAAUGGUUCAUCCAGUGUACCAUUUUCAAAAUUGGAGGAGUGUUUUCUUCCCAAUUCUGGGGCAGAACCGUUGUUCAAGCACUUUCUCAAGAGCUAGCAGUACGGCAUGCUGUUUUGGCAUUGGCCUCUACGCAUAAAUAUAGGACUCAGAGGAGCGUUAGAGGUACUGCAACGGCAGGUCAUCUAAGCGAGCAUGAGAAAUUCACUCUCCAGCACUACAACAAAGCGAUUGGCUGUCUCCAAGCUGAAAUGAGACGCAACAAUAAACAAACGCAGAGUAUGAUAGUUGCCCUCAUUACUUGCAUGGUUUUCGUGACUCUCGAAAUGAUGCGAGGCCAAUACCGAACAAGUCAUACUCAUCUACAGCACGGGCUGAGGCUGGUGAAGGAGAUUCAGAGGCUCGCCGGAGCCCCUAAGACCGGAAGAUUUCGGAUAAGGACUUCGUCACAAACAAAUGAGGAUGAUGUUAUCGAGGUCUUUAGCAGACUGAAAGUGCACUAUGCUCUACUUGGACAUGGGACGAAGUACUCGAACCUUGACUAUGACGUUCAACCUCGUCACUUACCGUAUGAAUUUCCAUCAAUUGAACAAGCAAGGCAAUAUCUGGAUGGUCUGCUGGCAAGAGCACAGGAUCUGGUGGAAAUGGGGCGUCACGUCGAGACGGACAUGUUUGUUGCGACUCAGGGCUACCAGCAGUUUCUCGAGUCUCAAUGGCACCUGGAAAAGGACUUGGAAGUAUGGCUUGAUGUUUAUCGAUCGUCACUUGGUAAAUUCUCAGCUCAAGAUCUGAUUCAGAAUACUUUGGCUAGAGGGCUACUCGGGAUGUACCAUGCUAUGGCCUUGAUCAUGGUCACGACCUGCAUCCCAUGGGACGACGAAACGGCAUUUGACCUACAAACCGACAGGUUCAUGUCGAUUAUUCGUGAGGCAAUCGGCAUCUGUCAAGCCCUCAAAAUCGCAUAUCCAGAUUUCCCCACGAGUGGAUCUCUCAAUUGCCCGUUGGGAAUGGCUUUUACGAUGGACAUUGGCUUCAUCCAGCCAUUAUAUUAUACCGCAAUUAAGUGCCGGAUUCCACAGAUCCGACGACACGCGAUCGAAUUGCUUCGAUUGGCACCGCACCGUGAAGGCAUAUGGAAUGGCAUCCUUACUGCUAGGAUUGCGGAGGAGGUAGUUGCUUAUGAAGAGUGGAAUAUCGAUGCAAGCCUUACUAUGGCAAAAAGCUUAGAUCUCUUCAGCUUGCCAGAGGCGGGUGAUUCACUUACAGUCCUGCCUUAUCUGUGCCGAAUUUCAGAUGUUCAUGUCGAAUUGCCCGAUGAAAACACAGGAGAGGCUACCGCGACUUUCUGGCAGCGCGAAGACGGUAGAAGCUGGAAGGUUGAUGAGAGAAAAUUCCAGACGGAGGAUCCAUAA
Messenger RNA from Aspergillus niger, 1689 nucleotides. RefSeq lists its product as uncharacterized. The transcript has 2 exons. The record is from RefSeq and is a predicted model, not a curated record. Lineage: Eukaryota; Fungi; Ascomycota; Eurotiomycetes; Eurotiales; Aspergillaceae. Bases 1 to 1689 code for a protein of 562 amino acids. Gene Ontology annotation, molecular function: zinc ion binding; DNA-binding transcription factor activity, RNA polymerase II-specific. Gene Ontology annotation, biological process: regulation of DNA-templated transcription.